Molecule: messenger RNA, 6639 nt
Organism: Centruroides sculpturatus (bark scorpion)
Lineage: Eukaryota; Metazoa; Arthropoda; Arachnida; Scorpiones; Buthidae
Exons: 26
Coding region: 84-6356 (2090 amino acids)
Molecular function (GO): protein binding
Source: RefSeq, a predicted model, not a curated record
GCUUUUCGUCUCCGCCCACCGGCGACGCCUGCGCCCCAGGAGCGAUUCCGAGUUGCGACGAUCGUCGGCGCGUCGGCGACGAGAUGGCCAACGUUCCUACCGGACCCACCUUCAAGGCGACGGCGGCGGACGCGGUUUGGACGCCGGGAAGAAGACGGGAAGAAGAAGCGGAAGAGAAGGAGAGGAGGGAGGAGGCGGAAGAGGAGCGUUCUCCCGUCUGGCGACCCUUCGGAGCCCCUCCCGACCGUCCGCCGGCCUUUCGACCCGUCGGACCGGACCGCCAGAGAGAUCGCCUAGUUCCCGCCGCAUCUCUAGAGAAGAUGACUCAGAAGAUAGAAUCGGAUAGCGCCAACGGUCGCGCGCCCGGUCCUUCCGGUCGCGUCGCUUCCGGCUCUCUGUCGGGACUGCCGCAGCCGCUGAGUCCCACCGUCAUACUGCUGCAGAAGGCCAGAGAAGGUCAGAUUCCUAAAGGUGCUUCGUACAUAAAAGUUACCGAAGAAGAAAAUGCCGGCGCUCGAAAGUGCAAAGGUAUCGGGCCGACGGUGCAGGGAAUUCCUUUGAGUUUACGAACCGAAGUUAAAGAAGAAUAUGCUAGUGAUUGGUAUAAAACAAUGUAUAAAUCACUUCAUAAAUUUGACAAAUCUUCUGAUGAUUAUGUUGCUGUGAAAUAUUACAAGAAAGGAAAUAUACCUCAUGAUGGUGGUUACAUGUCUGAACCAGAAGUAGAAAAAGAAGAUUAUUCUAUUAAAUAUUCUAUGGAUAAUUAUGAAAAACGUUCAAAAACAGUGAUCAGAGAUAAACAAAUUGAAUCCAAAAAUAUAUUUUUGCCAACUUCUUUACGAUCGUAUCAAGAGGUAUAUAAAAAUCAGCCACGUAGUAUCACUGAAUACGAACCGGGUCAUUCGUCUAUUUCAGAUAGAGAAGAAAGAAUAAAGAUCAAAUAUCUUCCACCAUUGGAUCAGCCAAAACCAUCAUAUGUAUAUAGAGACGGAUACGAGUCUGAUUCGACUUUAUUCAGAAGAAGUGGAAAAUCAUCAUCACUCGAUCCUCAGCAACAAAAAUUAUGGUAUCGUAAAAUUCAACAGGGGUCUGAUAUUCCUUUUUCUGGACUUGGAAAACCUGCACCAGAAAGACCAAAAAAAAUAUGCUCAUGCAGCCUUUGUGUCCAACGACACUUUCUUCAGUGCUCUAGAAGUCUUCCUUGCCAGAGUCUUGAUACUUUUGACUAUACUAAUUAUGAAAGUUAUGCUAACACUAGUGCACAAAGCAUGCUAACAAAUAGUUUUCCUUUAUUAAAUACUAAAUCUGAUUAUGUAAGCAAAUGUUUUGCCAGAACUACAUUAUCAAAAUCCUUUCCUGUUCCUCCUUGUAGAAGUUCUUCUCUGUGGAUUCCUUCGUUAAAAACUUCAUCAAACAAAGUGCCUUUUUAUGGAUACGAUAAAAUCAAACUUGAUUCAAAAAAUAAUUACUCUAAUUUUACUAUUAAAAAAAUAGAUUAUAUUCCAUAUUCGUUUACUGACAAUUUUUCAAACAAUAAUAAUUAUUUUAAAAAUUCUACGCCGCUAUUUGAUGAAUUUAAGUUUACAUCUAAAUCGAGCUGUAAGAAGAAAUUAAUCAAUUCUAUGAAUUGUUCUAAAACUCAUAUUGAUGACAUUUUAUCAAAAAAUUCUAAGCUUGAACAAACAUCACUUCAUGAUGAUCAGAGCAAUUCUUCUGCUUUUGAAAAUUCUACUAGAACAUUUAAAAUGGAUUCUUUAAAUAUUGAAAUGCAUAAUAAUUCAGAAAUGCCUUUUUAUAAUUGUAAAAUUACAAAAAAUCACAAAAAUGAUUAUACAGUAGAUUUGGAUUCUAAAUAUUUAAAUUCAAAUUUAAUAGAAAAAUUUAUAAUACCUAAUUAUUGUAAUAUAAUUUCUCAAAAGAGAACAAGAGAAAGAAAAUACUUAUGCAUGGCAAAGCAAAGAAAUACUAAUUUGAGAAUAUUUUUAAGAAAUGUCCAUGAAAUUAUUCACUUGUCAGAUGAAAAUUGCAAGGGAGCAUUUCAUCAUUCCUCCUGUUUAAGCUAUCAUCAGUAUAUCACUAAUGUUAUUGAAUCAGUUAAGAGGUCUCAAAAAUUUUUAAGAUUGAAAAACUAUUAUUGUAGUUUAGAAAAAAUAAUGACAUUGGAAAAUGAAAGGAAGCAAGAAAGAUCUUUGACGACACCCAUUAAUCUUUCUUAUUUGUAUGCAAAUUUAAAAGGAGCCCAAGAAAGAGGAGAAUUUUUUGUUAAAUUAAAAAAUGAGAAUAAUUGGGGAAAAAAUAUUGCAAAGGAAUUAAAAAUGAAGAUACAUUCUGUUGAUGAUUUAAGAGAAACUUUUGAAAAUAAAGAGCUGAAAUUGAAACAAACUCUUCCCUUUGUUUGUCAUAAAAAGUUAAAUAGGUUUCAAUAUAGUUUAUCGGUAUCAGAUUUAAUAUAUAAAUAUGAUAAUCUUAAAUAUAAGUUUGAAUGCAAAAAAUUAGAAAAGUGUUAUUUUCCUUCUGCAUCAGACUUUAGAGAGAAAGUUAAUUCUUUUGGACCUAGCUUUUAUACUUCAAGUACAAAUGAAAAUGUGAAAAUUCAAGAUCAUAUAAUAGAUCAAAUGUCAAAUGAUGCAGGCACUUACAUUUCUUACCAUCAUAUAGAUGAUUUGUAUACUUCUUUGAGAAAUUUUAAAGUAGCAAAUGGAUGUCCAAGGAUUGAAAAUAUGUCUAGAUGCUUAAAUACAUCAUCUGAUAUGGUUUGUGAUAAUGUAAAUUCCUCAUUUGAAUGCAAAGAUAUUUCGGAGAAGUUAUUUAGAGAUGAAAAUUGUAAAAAAUCUUGUAUGUACAACAAUUCUAAGCAAAGUCUAAAUACAACAUUAGUUCCCAUUUCAUCAGAAAAACGUUCUUUCACAUUAAGGAAAAGUCCUUCAAAGCACUUUAUUUCUGAAGAAGUACGAACAAAUUCUACAGACAAAAAUAAUCAAUUCUUGAGUGUGUUAAAUAAACUUAAAAAAAAUGUUUUAAUUUGUGGUAGUGUGAAAGAUAAAAUACAGCAUUUUGAAAAAAUAGCAAAAAACAAAUAUAUAUUUUUUGGUCAAAAUCAAUGUUUUAAACAGAGAUUAAUGCAAUCAAAAUUAUAUCAAAAUAAAUCGUCUCCUGAAAUCUUGUCAGCAAGCACUUCAAAUUAUCUUCUAAUGCAGUGUCAACCAGAAAAGAAUAUUAUAUAUUCAGAUAGUUUAAUAUGUAAAAAUAACAAUAUUCAAAUAACAACUGGUAAUGAUAGUUAUUUGAUGAAUAAAAAUUUUCAAAAUAAGUUUAAAGGUAAAAACAGCCACAAACAAUUAAGUAAAGUACCUCGGAAAAUUCUUUCGUGUUGCGAUAUUAGAGAUUAUUUAUCGUCGUCGAAAAGAUAUUUUGCAGUUCAUAGUUUUUUUCGACCAGACUACAUUCCAGAACGAACUGUCUCUUCAAUUGAUUUACGACAUGCAUCAGAAAUGGAAUCAUUUCAAACAAUGUCUGAAAAAUCAAGUUAUAAUGAUAGCUGUCCUGAAAAGAAUUUAGUUAAUAAUUCAGAAUACAAAUUAUUAAAUAAAAUUAUUUUUCCAAUUAUCAAGAAAAAAGACAAAACUCAUCUUGAAAAAAAUCCAAAAUUGUUUACUGGAAAUGUACAACAAAUCAGGUUAUUAUUUGAAGACAGAAAUAGUUGUAGUCUUCCAAAUAAAAUAAAUCAGAUUUUUUAUAAAAAUGAUUAUGUUGCUUAUAGCAGUUAUAUGAAACGAAAAGUUUCUACAGGAUCUGUAAAAUUACUCUCUCGUAAAUUUGAGUGUUUGGAUAAGAUAAAUAUUGAGAGAUCUCAAGAAAACCUAUUUGAAAACAUUCAUUUAUCUAAUAACAGGAUAUUUAAAAAUAAUUUUGAUUUAAUAAAUUCAAAAACAAACAGUUCUUGUCAAAACAAUUCACAUUAUUCAUCUCAAGUGACUGCUGAAGGAAGACAGGAAAAAAAUAAAAAAAUUACAAAACGACAAAUAAAAAAUUCUUAUAAUUUUUAUAAAAAAGUAUUUCCAUUAAGUUACACUAAAUAUUUAAUAAAUAAGGCUGAAAGACGAAAAGCUUUACAAAAUAUAAUUAAAAAGUUUGAAAUUUUACAUAAAAAAAAUAGUGCGUCCAACAUGUUUUUACAUGGAAAUCAUGCACCAAUUAAAAAAAGUAUAUCUAUGUGGAUUUGUAGAGAUUCAAAUGAUUUAAAUGAAAUUAAAUACUUGAAAGAAUGUGGAAUGCAUUAUAAAACAGAACUGUUCAGGGGUAGAGGCAAAUUGUCACGGUUGAAAAAACAACUUCGUUCCACGUGGAUGAAGUCUUCUGAUAAUGUUUCGAUUCUUCUUCCCCGACUUAUUGGCACUCCUGUCGGUAUACCUUUCUCUGCGAGCACUACUUGUUCAAAUUCUUCUUUAACUUGUAUGGAAUUUCUUACUGGGCAGUAUUCGAAAUGUGAUAAAAGCUCUGGCAGGGUAAAUGGAGAAGAAAUGAUUUCUUCAAGAAAUGAAAAUUUUCUCAUCCAUUAUAACUCCAUUGUAGAUGAGUUUACAAGUUUCAGAUCCAAAGAACACAAGAAUGCAUGCAGUUCAGUUUCUCCACAUAAGUAUCAAGAAACAGAAGUUAAUAUCCAUUAUCGAAGUCCUAUUCGUAACUUAGAGAAAGAAUAUAUUGAAGAAGAAGAGCUAAGAAAAAGGCAAGAAACAGCAAUGAAGAAAUUUUAUGAAGAAGAAAAAUACAAAAAAUAUUUGCAACAGUUAGCUGAAGCAGAAAUGAGACGGCACAGUGAUUUUUUUACGCCAUCUCAGAAGUCUCCUAUUCCUUUGAAUCGAUAUGAUAAUCCAUUUGAAUUAUCUGCAACUAUGACAAAAACAUCAGAAAUUCAUACAAUGGCUAAAGUUCUCUUUAAUUUUACUGCUCAGUCAUCAAGAUCCCAGCGUGUUAAGCUGAUUUUUGAGAGAUUGAAAGAGGAUGCUGGAGAGGUGGCUAAAGAUGAAGAGAUUAAAACUAGUAACGGUUGGUUCAGCCAAUUCAAAAGUCACUGUAAUUGGCAUGGCAUUGCAGAAAGUGGAGAGGCGGAAAGUGCUGAUAAAGAGGCUGCAUCUUACAAUCCAGAGAAAUUCAAAGCUAUGUUGCCUACAGAAAUAAUGGAAGACUUUCGCCAGGAUGCUGAAGUCAUUAUUCAGGAGACACAAAAAUAUAUCACUGCUAAUAAGGAUGACCGACUGGGGACUGCACAACAUAAGAAGUUUAUAGUGAAACAACUUAACAGGAUGAUUGAAUUAACUGAGGCUGCUGUCAAGAAAGCUUGCAUAACAGAGAUUCCAAACAAUAAAAUAAGGAAUUUAGAGACUACAGAAGAUAUCAAAGAAGCCCUGGAGAUUUGUAAUAAAAACGUUCAAGAGGCUGUCCAUAAUACCAAGCAAGAAAUCAAGCAACUUUUGGAUCCAACAGCAGCUGGUGUAGGGAUAAAAAAGAUAAGAAAAAUUAACCAGGGGGGAGUCGCAAUUGAUGUUUGCGAUGAUUCAGAUGCUGAAGUUUUGGAAUGUUUAUUGGAGAAAGUCUCGGGACUCAAGGCUCGUAGAGGAAACCUACAACGACCUCUUAUUAAGAUUGUUUCGGUUCCUAAGUCUAUCACUAAAGAUGAUCUUGAAAAACACAUUUGUGAACAAAAUUAUUUGGCGCUUCGUGUUGAAAAAGAUGAAUUUCCAGAUCAUAUUAUAAUUCAAGAUAAUGAAGAUAUGCAACCUAAAAGGACAACUGAAGGCAUCGCCAAAGUCAAAUAUAAUUUUCAAGCAAAAUCAGCUUUAGAACUAUCUCUUUUUAAAGGAGAAAAGGUUAUUUUGACCAGACGUGUCGACAGCAAUUGGUAUGAAGGUAGAAUUGGAAAUAAAAAGGGUAUUUUUCCUCUAUCCUAUAUAGAAGUUAUUAAAGAACCAGAUGAAAUUAAUUCGACAGCUUCCUUGUUGUGUAAACCUCCAUCAAGUUCAAUUUUUAAUACAUAUAUAAAUGGAAUAUCUUCAAAUCAGCAGCUACAUAUUCUACAAGACAGUUCACAAGAUGAUAUAUCAAAUGGCAUUAAUAAAAUGCUUGACCAGGAAGAAAGACCACCAUUGACACAGAGUCUGCACAUCGAUACUACAAAUGAACCAAUUCCGUAUAAAGUUCUGUAUAAUUACAAACCACAAAAUGAGGAUGAGCUGGAAUUACAAGAGCGGGACACUGUCUACGUUUUAGAGAAAUGUGAUGACGGUUGGUUCGUGGGCACCUCUCUUCGAACCGGAUUGUUUGGAACCUUUCCAGGAAAUUACGUGGAAAGAAUGUGACCACAGAGGAAGAGGAGGAGGGGGAAGAAGAGAAGAAGGGAAGAGAAGAAAUGGUUUUGCAUAAAGUAUUAAUAUAAAAAUAUAUAUAUUCGUCCUAGGCAAAAGGGCGAGGAAGCGGCCCGCCAAUAUUUGUGGCCCAAAAUACAGGUCAGCGCAUACCAAAGAUAUUUUUAAGGCUUUCCUUGUUAUAAUAGACAAUGUUAUUUUUAUCCGUCGAGCGGAUUUUGUUAAUCCUAUCGAUGUAGUCUGUAUUUACUGCAAAAUUAAAGCGUUACGGUUAUUA